CACACAAAAAGUUGGACUUCUGGACACGCUGAAGGAAGGUAGAAGUUACGCGCUGUAACAGAUUCUUGCACCGGCUCGGGUACCUGCAAAUAGUUGCUGAAAUCAGGGCCGCGAGCCCGAGCAUCAGGGUCCAUAAAGAGCGAUCGGGUGACAGCCGCUCUUACCUCCGUGAGGUGCGGAGCAGAGCCGCUCCUUUCUCCUGCGGUCACCUUCGAGCCCGUCCCUACAGAAGAAGAGAGAAAGUGUUCUACCAAGUUACUCCCAUUACUGAUUCACCUUCUGCUUUUCUCCAGCCACACACGGACAUCCAGGAGCCCUCACAGGCUGACCGCAGCUCUGAUGGCGGAGAAUCGCUCACAGACGACAGAAGUGAACCAGCUCUUAUCAAACAGUUCGAGCUCAUGGCAGGCUGAGGCCAUCAAAGGCGUCCAGAUCACUGCCACGCUGGUCAUCUUUUUGGUGGGUGUGCCUCUGAAUGGGCUGGUGGUGUGGGUGCUUGGACUCCGAGGGAAGAGACACCUGAGGCGCAGAGGCAGUACAGAGGAGACCCGUGCUGCCAGUAGUUUCCGUGUGUAUGUCCUGAACCUGGCUGUUUCGGACCUGGUGCUCUUGCUGCGCACUCCGCUCAUGCUGGGGUACUUGGCCCAUGACAACAGCUGGCCCUUCGGCCAUGGGUGCUGCCUCCUGGUGGUGUUCCUCCGGGGGUUGGGCCUAUACGCCUCUGCCUUCCUGCUCUGUGCUGUGGCCCUGGAGCGCUGCCUGUGUCUGCUCAGGCCGGUCUGGGCAGGCCUCAGACGGCCCUCCUGGGCGGUCCCCCUGGCCUGUGCCCUCAUGUGGCUGUUAGCCACAGCUCUGUCGGCACCUUACUUCCAAACUGCUGUUGUGAAGACUGUGAAAGGGAAACACCAGUGCUACGACAGUGAUGAGUUUAACAUGGGCCUCUUUGUCACGGAGACCCUUGCAGGCUUCGUAUUUCCUCUGCUCAUGUUUUUGGGGAGUAACCUGGCCGUGCUGUUGACCAUUCAUCAGGCUGUGCCCCCCACCCCCACAUCCUCCUCCCCUUCCAUGGCUCGCAGGAUGUCACGCAUGUACCAUAUGCUGUUCUUCACCAUGCUCAUCUUCCUCACCUGCUGGGUGCCAUACUUUGUGUGCCGCUUCCUGCGGGCACUGGCCGUGGGGCGUUCUGACAGACAUGCCCUGUUAAAAGGGGCCUCUCUUGGGUUGUACGUGUCCCUGUACUUGGUCUACAUAAAGUGUGCCCUGAACCCCGUCCUGUAUGUGUUUGUGGCUCGAGGCCUGAGUAAGGCUGUUCGAGCUUCACUUGUCUCCACCAUCGAGAAACUCUUCAAUGAUGAGUCCACAGAGUCUAUACGACGAAAAUCACUCAAAAACUCACAAAUGUAACCAUAAAACAUUUUAUUUUAAUGAGAUAGUGGGCAACAAUGUAAAGUAAGAAGUUUGAUAAAUCCCACAUUAGUAAACAGAGUUGAAAACAUUUUUCUUGACUAAUAGUUCCCAGUGAGCUCUCAUUACAAAUAUUUAGCUGAAAGUGCUCUGACUGAUGCUGUCAUGAACUGAAUCUGUUCCAAAACAUCUGCUACUGUUGCAACAUGAGUGCCAUGGCGCAACACAGUGGCAUAACAGUUUCAUGAGACAUCUUGUCUUUGUCGUGGGUAGAUUAGGACAAAUGAAUACUAUUGCUUAAGGACUACAUGGACUGACUAUAGUCAAAAUAGUAUGAAUGUAUUGUCAACAUUUUGUUAACACCUUAUUUUCAAAUACUUGUUAUUUUAGAAUAAUUAUGUUGACAAAUAUUUCACAAUACCUUUUAUUUUAUAAAUGAGACCAAUGAAACCCUUUGAGUAUUAUAAACACAAGGCUCAUCCAUGUUCAGGGUUUUUUUAUUACCUCCAGACAGUGAUUGAUGGUGCCUGGGUUGGAGUCCGGGUGAAGCAGCUCGUCCACCUGUUUGUGAGCCAAGGACAGUAGCUCCUGUGCAUCCUGGAGGCUCUCUGUGUUUUGAAGAAUCUCUCCCAGUCUCCUGGCCAUGGCCUCUGCGUCACUGUCUGGCAUUGCUUGUCUCAUUUUAGCCUUUGAAAUAUAGAAAAUUUAGGGCUGUGCAAUUAAUUCAGUUGUGAUUAAUUUGUAAUUAAAAUGUUUGAAUGUGAAUAUAUUAAGAAACACAUUCAGUGUUUUAGUGUCAAAUGUCCAAAAAUGACAAAUUUUUAUAUUGUCUAUGUACAUAAGCCUUUUUAAUAAAAAUGAAAGUUAUAAUUAAUAAAGAAAAAAUAAUGUUAUUGUUAGCCUUAAUUGUCCCCAUAGGGAAAUUUGUCCUGUGCACUGAACCCAAUAUAAUAAACAAACAUUUUUUUUA
This is a messenger RNA of Boleophthalmus pectinirostris (great blue-spotted mudskipper), 2374 nucleotides long. Its product is annotated as C5a anaphylatoxin chemotactic receptor 1. The transcript is spliced from 4 exons. The record is from RefSeq and is a predicted model, not a curated record. Bases 340 to 1404 code for a protein of 354 amino acids. NCBI's taxonomy places the organism in Eukaryota, Metazoa, Chordata, Actinopteri, Gobiiformes, Gobiidae. Gene Ontology annotation, cellular component: plasma membrane. Gene Ontology annotation, biological process: phospholipase C-activating G protein-coupled receptor signaling pathway; complement receptor mediated signaling pathway; positive regulation of cytosolic calcium ion concentration. Gene Ontology annotation, molecular function: complement component C5a receptor activity; G protein-coupled receptor activity.